AUGGCGCCCGUCGGGCCCCGAGUCUCGAAAGAGGAAUUCAUGCACGCGCUGAAUCUGAAUGCGCACAAUCCACAAGAUGAGCAUUUCUACCGCGCCAUGCGAGAUGAAGCUAUUAUCGUCUACAAUCGCAUGAACCAAGAUACCUCCUACCUCGUUGACAGUGUUCGCGCUGACCCAAACACCCGUCCCCGUUCUUCUGGCACCAUAUCCCGGUACGCUAUUAUGGAGAUCUGGCGCAAUGCAAGCCCCAUGACGCGGCGAUGCUUUGACCAGGGCGGCACAAAUGGCGAGUACGGGCCGAACUGGGUUGCUGGUUGGUUGCUGUAUAGUGUGUUUCGGUCGAGAGAUGUGCGCAAUAAUCGUAAUCGGAGGAAGGGGGAGAGUGGAGCUGUCACUGAUGGGAAGAAACAGGUUGAGGACACGACUUUGCCGAAGAAAGGGUACUAUGACCCGGUGCGGAAUGGAACGUUGUGA
Molecule: messenger RNA, 474 nt
Organism: Penicillium maclennaniae
Lineage: Eukaryota; Fungi; Ascomycota; Eurotiomycetes; Eurotiales; Aspergillaceae
Exons: 4
Coding region: 1-474 (157 amino acids)
Source: RefSeq, a predicted model, not a curated record